Molecule: messenger RNA, 522 nt
Organism: Prunus armeniaca (apricot)
Lineage: Eukaryota; Viridiplantae; Streptophyta; Magnoliopsida; Rosales; Rosaceae
Source: the annotation of a GenBank genome assembly
AUGCAGGAACACAACAACAUCCUUUCCUCCAAACUGGAUGACACCCAGAAACAGCUUCACGAGCAGCAAUCACACUCGGCCCAACUGCAGGACGGUUUGGAACAGACCCUGCAGCUUUGCCAGGAGCAAUCACUCAAAAGCGUACCAAACCCUAGCGGUCAGGAGAGAGGAAAAAAACCGGCCACGGGCGGGCCAUCAGUCUCCCGAAGGCUGUUCGUGCCUUUUCUAGAGGAACGCCACAGGGAAAAUCGAGUUUACUCUGACUGUCGCGACAGACUCAACGAUCGGCGUAGAGAAUGGUGGACAUCCCCGAUUCCGGUCCAAGCGAAACUCAACGAUCGGCACCUGGAUGUACUCGGACCGAAAUCUCGUCUUCGUCGAUGGUACGACGUGAUCGGUCUAGAAGAAACAGACGAAUCCGACUACAUUCCGACCUCUCCUGGAACGACGAUCUCAUGCCAAUCGACAACAUCAAGAUCAUCCCGACGAGAACACCGAUCAACCAAAGAGAGCGAUCAGUAA